This is a messenger RNA of Aspergillus puulaauensis, 1569 nucleotides long. Its product is annotated as glutamate decarboxylase. The transcript is spliced from 5 exons. Gene Ontology annotation, molecular function: pyridoxal phosphate binding; glutamate decarboxylase activity. The record is from RefSeq and is a predicted model, not a curated record. Bases 1 to 1569 code for a protein of 522 amino acids. Gene Ontology annotation, biological process: L-glutamate catabolic process. NCBI's taxonomy places the organism in Eukaryota, Fungi, Ascomycota, Eurotiomycetes, Eurotiales, Aspergillaceae. Gene Ontology annotation, cellular component: cytosol.
AUGGUAAACCUCUCCCGCGUCGCCCAGGAAUCCGACACCCACCGCGACCGGCGCUCCGCCCGCGACAGCUCCGUCAGCACAACCGAAUAUGCCGGCGUCUACGGGACCAAGUACGCAGCAGAGGAACUGCCUCUGUACGUGAUGAACCAGAGCGGCAUGCCGGCAGAUGUCGCGUACCGGCUGAUCAGCGACGAGCUGAGUCUUGAUGGGAAUCCGUUGUUGAAUAUGGCGAGUUUCGUCACGACUUAUAUGGAACAACAAGCGCAAGACCUCAUGGCCAAUGCUAUCAGCAAAAACUUCAUCGACUUCGAACAAUAUCCGCAAUCCGCACGGAUGCAAACACGGUGCAUCAACAUGAUCGCGGAGCUCUUCAACGCCCCUAAGACCGCAUCGGACUCGGCAGACAGCAAGAAUGAAAGCGAAGCCGAAGCCGAAGGAGCAAUGGGCACAUCGACCGUCGGCUCCUCAGAAGCCAUCAUGCUGGGCCUGCUCGCAAUGAAGAAGAAAUGGCAGCAGAAGCGCCGCGACGCCGGGAAGGACACAUGGCGGCCGAACAUCGUCAUGAACAGCGCUGUGCAGGUGUGCUGGGAGAAGGCAGCGCGAUAUUUCGACGUCGAGGAGCGAUACGUGUACUGCACGCCGGAGCGUUUUGUGAUUGAUCCUGCGCAGGCGGUUGGCCUGGUGGACGAGAACACGAUUGGGAUCUGUGCGAUCCUGGGCACGACUUAUACAGGGCACUACGAGGACGUCAAGGGGAUCAAUGACCUGCUUGUCAAGAAGGCCAUUGACUGCCCGAUCCAUGUCGACGCCGCGAGUGGUGGGUUUGUGGCGCCGUUUAUUUGCCCUGAGCGGCUGUGGGAUUUCCGGCUUGAGAAGGUCGUUUCGAUUAAUGUCUCUGGACAUAAAUACGGACUCGUCUAUCCCGGCAUCGGCUGGGUCUUCUGGCGCUCUCCAGACCAUCUCCCCAAAGAGCUCAUCUUCAACGUCAACUAUCUCGGCGCUGAGCAGGCCACAUUCACCCUAAACUUCUCCAAAGGCGCAUCCCACAUAAUAGGCCAGUACUACCAACUGAUCCGGCUAGGCAGAAACGGCUACAAGGCCGUAAUGUCGAACCUCGUGCAGAUAUCCCAGAAGCUCGCCCGCGGGCUCUCAGACCAGGGCCUGAUAAUCCUCAGCGACAACUCCGGAAACGGAGGCAACGGCGUCCCACUAGUUGCAUUCCGGCUCCCGGACGACGAGUCUAGACUCUUCGACGAGUUUGCGCUCUCUGCUGUCCUGAGACGGCGCGGGUGGGUUGUCCCGGCUUACACGAUGGCGCCGAAGAGCAACAGCCUGAAGCUCAUGCGCGUCGUCAUCAGAGAGGACUUCACGGCGCACCGGUGCGGGAUUUUAAUCGAGGACGUGCAAAUGGCCAUGAAGUCGCUGGAGGAGAUGGACGAGGAGACCAUUGCGCGGUAUACCAAGUAUGUCGCCGAGCAUGGAACGAGUCUUCCGAAUGCGCACUCGUUCUACGGUGACGAGAAGCACUCGCUCCAGGGGCAGACGGGGAAGACCCAUGCCGUUUGUUGA